AUGAGUGGAGAUGAUGGCAGAAAGUCUCCCAAGUUUGAUCCGCACCUUUGGGCUGAGGAUUUGAAAAGAUUUCGAGAUGAACAGAAGAAGAACAGCAAGGUAAGUUACUUUUUAUUCGUUCUUGAUUGAUUUUUAGAUAAAGGAUUGUUGAAAAUUGGUAUUAUUACGUAGCCCAUAGUCUUAUCUUGCUAAUGCGACUAUUUUAGUUUCUCUCCGACAAUCCCAGUCUGGACGAGGAUCAAAUCCGCCGGCUAGACUCGACCUUAAAGAAGGUCACGGCGUUUAUGAAGAAAGUGAAGCUGAUUGGUGCUACCGUGACUCCGGACAGUCUGAUACCAGAUCUUUCAAAGCUUAAUUUGUCUAAAUUUAUUGAUGAGAUUGCUCAAUGCGUCGUUGAAGCUAAGAUGAAGAUCGAGGAGUUGGGGCCGUUGAUACAGUUUUGUGUGGCUGCUGCUCAAAUAUACUCGCAGUUUCCACAUCAUUUGGUUACGGAAUUGAAAAAACAUAUGCCUACAAAGAAGUCGGAAAGCUUAAAGAAUCCGGCGAAGCUUAGAGUUGAUCUAAAGUAAGGGUUUUAUAUUGUACAUGCAUAGUAUUAUGGGUAAUUUUGUUUUUACCUAAUGUUCAGACCUUUUUCUCUAUAAUUUGGAUAAUUUUAGAUUCUUGUCAGAUUUGAUAGUUCACGGAGUAGUAAAAACAGAUGGAAUUCAACUUCUUGGCCAAGUUCUGGGCUAUCUUAUUCAAACAGACAAGGCUGAGCAUGUUAAUAUUAGCGUUUUGAAGCCUUUCUGCAAGUACUCGUACUUUGAUUGCACUGAUAGACCUCCAUUGAAGGUGACUGAAGCUCAGAUACCUGUUAAUGUGAUAGAGACAGAUGUUUUGACUAAGAAUCAGAAGAAAGCGAUCAGUGGAUUGUUCGAUGAUUACUUCAGUUCUUUGGUCGAACAUUUGAAUUCAAUUCGAAUGAAAAUGAAUCAACUUGUCAAGUCGAUAAAGCGACAGGAGAGAACUAAAGGUAAAUUCUUAUAUUUGGUGUGAUUUGGAAACAAAGGUUUUGAUUUUCAGCGAUUUUUCAAAAGAUAGGUAUUAAGGAUAAUAUAAUUUUUUUCAGGAGAUGCCCUACCAGAAGAUCGUGCAAAGCAUGACGAUUUGAAAGGCCAAUUUGAUCGACUACAUGCCCAAGCUACGGACUUUGCACCAUGGAUCGGAAAGACGGUGCCAGAGAUGCCGGAAGAGCUGAGUGACGAUGAAGAAGAUGAUGCUGAAGCCAAGAAGUUGAAUGUGGAGCUGGCGGAAGGGAAACAGUCGUUGUGGUUGGAUGAUGAUACCAGGACUUUUUAUGAACAUUUGUGUGAGUUGUAAAAAAAUUUUUUUACCUAAAAUUUUAAGUUUUUUAAAAUACGGUUUUUUUACUUUUAGUGAACGUAGAACAUGCUACCCUCCUAGCAGCCCAAAAUACUCAACAAACUGAAGAAGAAAACGAACAAGAACAAGAAGAAUAUAAAGACAGUGAAAUAGAAAAUGAAGUGGACAAUAUAGACCUAGACGAACUGGAAUACCAAGAAGUUGUAGACGACCAAGAACAACCAGAAGAAGAAGAAAACGCGAAUGAAGAACAAGAGGAACAACAACAACCUCAAGAAGAUGUUAAUCUAUCGCCAUUCGUUCAAAUCAGUGGUCCUUCUACGACAAUGGUACAGUUUUUGCAAAAACUGUCGAAUGGCAUCAAUAGAGAACGAAUCGAUGCGUGUGCUGUUGAAUUUAUCACCAAUUUUAAUCGAAGAUCGAAUAGAAAAAAGCUUAUUCAACAUUUAUUGGCGGCCCCGUUUGAUAGACUUGAUUUACUGCCAUUUUAUACUCGGUAAGGACUAGUAUAAGAUAAUUUGAAAGGUAUGGAGGGACACUAGUGCUAGAACCUUUCCUAAACAACAAAAAAUGGUUAUGACUUUGGUUCGAAAUCAAAAAUGGUCUAUUUUAGCAAGUUUUAAAAAAUGAAUGUUGAGUGGAAGAUUUACAAUGUAUUUUGCACUGAAAAUCUUCCACCAAACUUCCAUUUUUUAAAGGUCUUAAAAUGGGCUAAAAUUGACUUUUUGGACUUUUUUAGGAGCGGAAGUUCAAUGGAAGAUUUUUAGUGUAAAAUACAUUACAAAUCUUCCACUCAAUUUUCACUUUUUUAUUUUUGACUAAAUUGCUUGACGAUAGUUAAGAAUAGGCUUUCUGGUCUUAGAAUGGAAAACUUUGGUCAAAAAAAUAGUUGUUAUACCUCAUUUUAGGGAGCUUUUGAUUUUUUUCGAAAUUUUUGAAAAUUAAAAAUUUUAGAUUUAUGGCCACAAUCAAGCCCUCAAUCCCAGAAGUCCCAAAACAAGUAGCAGUUGGCCUAAUUGAGCGUUUCCGCCAAUUCGCCAAGAAACAACAGGAAAAGAAGAAAAAAUCGACCGGCCCAUACGACCGGUCGCAAAGCAUCGAUGCUAAAGUUCAUGUGUCAAAAUACAUUGCCGAGUUGGUCAAGUUCAACGUACUGCCAAAAGCCGAAGGUCUAGCAUGUUUACGGUCAUUACUGGUGGAUUUGAAGGGCUACAAGGUGGAUAUGUUGUGCGCUUUGGUCGAAGGAAUGGGCCUUUUUAUGUACAAAUCACCUGAAAGUCAUGCUAAAAUGAAAGUCAUAUUGACUGUUUUGAACACUAAAUUACAGAAAAUUAAGGACCCUAGACAUAAGGUAGGGUUUGGCAGUUUGAAUUUUGAAAAAAGGGUUGAUAUUUGGGGUUUAAAAGGGGGUUUUUGGCCGAUUUUAAGGCAAUUUUUCGGGUUUUGAAGGCUUUUUUAUGACAUUUUAGUGUGUCUUGGUCAUAAAAAGGAAGAUUUUGAGCACUAGAUACAAUAGUUAUCUCAUGUCUUUGAUUUUAAGGUCAAAUUGGCUAAAAAAGAAAAGUGGAAGUUUGGUGGAAGAUUUGUAAUGUAUUUUGCACUGAAAAUUUUUCACUCAACUUCCACUUUCAAAAUGUCUUAAAAUGGCCUAAAAAUGACUUUUUAGAAAUGGAAGUUAAGUGGAAGAUUUUUAAUGCAAAAUACAUUACAAAUCUUCCACUCAACUUCCACUUUUAAAAAGGACUUAAAAUCGGUCGUUUUUUCAUUUGGAAAGAAAGUUUUUGACAUUUUAACACAUUUUAAAUGUUUUUUAACGUUUUUAAUAAAGUUGAAACCUAAUUAUAAUAAUAAACUUUUCAGUUAUUACUAGAAAAUGCCUACUUCUGUGUAUUGCCAUCGGAAGAAGAGCUGAUCCAAAUCAACAGAAGACCGCCAAUGAAGCAAUACAUCUCCAAGAGCAUUCUCAACGGCCAGAAACCGUUGAGAGUACUCAGGAGAAUUAACUGGGUUGAUGAUGAGAUUAGAGGUGGGCUACUUCUUCGAACUUUUGGGGCGUGGAAAGAAAGUUUUUGUUGUUUUUGGGGGGUUUAAAGAAAGUUUUUGGCGUUUUUAGGAAUUGGAAGUGAAGUUUUUGUUUACUUUGUACGUUUUUGCGAAAAUAAAAUAGUGGAAGUUGAGUGGAAGAUUUGUAAUGUAUUUUGCACUAAAAAUCUUCCACUCAACUUCCACUCCCGAAAAUGCUUAAAACCGUGUUUUUAGGCUAUUUUAAAAAAUUAAAAUAGUGGAAGUUGAGUGGAAGAUUUGUAAUGUAUUUUGCACUAAAAAUCUUCCACUCAACUUCCACUCCCGAAAAAUGCUUAAAACCGUGUUUUUAGGCUAUUUUAAAAAAAAUUAAAAUAGUGGAAGUUGGGUGGAAGAUUUGUAAUGUAUUUUGCACUAAAAAUCUUCCACUAAACUUCCACUUUUUAAAUUUUAAAAUUUGAACUACACUUUGGUCAAAAUGAACUUUGUGCUUUUCAGAAUACACACUCAAGCUUCUAACGGACCCAUGUGCAGUACCCUUCUCAGGAAUCGAACGUCUGGCCAAGGUGAUCAGCGCCUUAUCAGAUUAUCAACCAUGGAUAGCGGUAUAUGUUGUGGAUGAUAUACUAGAGUUUAUUCGAUUGUCACUAGAAGUCGAUGAUCCUACAAUGCAUCAAAGAUUGUUCUCUUCUGUUGUUUAUCUAGGACAGUUGUUCAACUACACCGUUUGUGGCACAUUGGUCGUUUUUAAGGUGGGUACUGCAAUAUUGGUUGAUAUAAGAGAAUUGGAAGGAAAUUUUUUGACACAAAAAUCUUGAAAUUUGAAAAAGUUACUGUUUGAACUUUGUUAAAUAUGUAUUUUUCAAUUUGAAGCUUGUAAAUGAAUGUUUUGGUGAGUUUUAAAAAGUGGAAGAUUGGUGGAAGAUUCGUAAUGUAUUUUGCACUGAAAAUCUUUCACUCAACUUUCACUUUCAAAAAGUGUCAAAAAGUGAUUUUUAAGCCAUUUUACGGCAUUUUUAAAAUGGAAGUUUGGUGGAAGAUUUUCAGUGCAAAAUACAUUACAAAUCUUCCACUCAAAUUCCACGAUAAAAAUUGUUGAAAAUUGAUUGUUUUUAAGUUGUGAAGGAAAAUACGGCCGUUUUAAGGUAUAAAAAAAUAAUUUUAGGUUUUGUACCAACUGAUUAGUUUUGGCAUAACAACGACGCACGGUGCACUCUUGGAUUGUGCAGUAAGAUUGAAGCGGAUCCGACUGGUCUUGGAAGUUGUACAUGUAGUUGGAGAGUAUUUUUAUGAUGGGAAAUCAAAAGAAAGGUUGGAUUGUUUCUUUCAGUAAGUUAAAAUGGUAGUUUAGGGGGUGUAAAGUUGAAAUUUAAAAAAAUUUUUGCGAUUUUUAGGGGAAAAUUUGAGGUUUAGGGGUGGUUUGCAGAAGGUUUAGUAUUGAAACGAGGAUUUUUUGGAAUUGGAAAGUUUAUAAAAUUGAAUAAGGAUGAUUUGUAGUUGUUUUUAGGUAUGAAUCUUUGGGGUUUCAAUUUGAAAAUUUGGUGAAAAAAGGUUUUUUUCUUGAACAUAAAAAAAACCCUAAUUUUUGACCAAAAAUUGAGCUUUGCAUUAGAAAUGAGGAUUUUAAAAGUUGAAAAAUUGAUGAAAAUAUUCCGUGAAGUCUUCUUUAUACAGUCCAUAACCAUUUUCAGUUACUUACUACUGUUUUACUACGAUACGAAGGCAUUUUGGAGCGAACAUACCUUGACUUUUGGCGAAUUUCCACUGGAUUUGGACUACGAAGUCGAAGCAAUCCUGAAGAAAUUCCGUCCAAAUGAACGAGAAUUCUUUGCAACGAAUGUGGAAGAUGCCAGAGAGAAUGUCAGAGUCAUUCAAGAACAAUAUAAAGACAAAGCAGAGCAGUUAUUGAGGAAAGGAGAAGCUCAAACCAUCCAUAAUGAGGUGAAUGUCGAAGAGAAACCGAGGAAAUUGUUCUGUAUCACUGAAGAGGACGAUGAUGAGGGGUAGGCAUUAGCUUGUUUUGAAUUUUUGAGGCGUAAUUUGUUGAGUCUGGAGCAGAUUUUGAGUCAAUUUCGGCUAAUUUCGAACUUCGUGGAGCUGAAAGUUGGGUGGAAGAUUUGUAAUGUAUUUUGUACUGAAAAUCUUCCAUUCAGCUUCCAUUAUGUAAAAGUCUUAAAAUGCUCAAAAACACGUUUUUAACAUUUUUUGGAAGUGGAAGUUGGGUGGAAGAUUUGUAAUGUAUUAUGCACUGGAAAUCUUCCACUCAAUUUCCACUUCUAAAAACGCUUAAAAACGUGUUUUUAGGUAGUUUUAAGGCAUCUUGAAAAUGAAAGUUUUGUGGAAGAUUUUCAGUGCAAAUUACAUUACAAAUCUUCCACUCAACUUCUACUUUCAAAGUAGUCAAAAAUUAACAAACUUUUUGAAAAAAUAGGUCCCAUCUACGUUUCGGGUAUUUCAAGAUUUAUAUUUUCUGGUGUAAACUAUUUUUAAGGCUAAUAAUAUUGUUUUAGACAGUCAAAACCAUCCCCAGAACAGCUCGAUUACGAAGAGCCAUUACCAUCACCAAAUGCGAAUCCUUUCGCAAAACCAUUUGAUGCUUUUGAUGAUGAAGAAGAACAGCUAGAAAUCAAAAAGGAACAGGUUAUAACUGAGGAAGAUGAAGAUUUCAUGAAGGAGUUUGAUAGAGUCAUGUCAGAGACAUUCCAGGUAAUACUUUUUUUGGCUUUUUAGGUAUGAAAGUUGAUUUUCAUAACUUUUUUGAAAUAAAAUUUUUAUUUGGUUUAUUUUUUAAGGAUUUCUAAUAAGAAAUGACAUUUUUGAACGAGUUUAAAAAGUGGAAGCGGGGUGGGAGAUUUUCAAUGCAAAAUACAUUGCAAAUUUUUCCACCAAACUUCCACUUCUAAAAUGUGUCAAAAACGUGUUUUUAGGCUAUUCUAAGGCAUUUUAAAAAUGGAAGUUCAAUGGAAGAUUUUUAUUGCAAUUUACAUUACAAAUCUUCCACUCAACUUUCACUUUAAAAAGUGUCAAAUAGUCAUUUUUAGGCAAUUUCAAGACAUUUUAAAAAUGAAAGUUGAGUGGAAGAUUUUUAGUGCAAUUUACAUUACAAAUCUUCCACUCAACUUUCAUUUUAAAAAAUGGUCCGUUAUGAGGUUGGGACUGUAAAUGUUGAUUAAAAAAGGACAUGUUAAGGUUUAAAAAGAUUAUUUUGACGCCUUUAGGUAUAGAACUGUUAUUUUUUCAACCAAAUUUUGACCUUUUCAGACCUCAGUAAUACCGAAAGUACCAGUUAUCGACUUGGAAGUACCACCUUCAGCUAGGCAAAAGUUUGAACGGAAGAUAACAUUUGGUAAGUGUAAAAUACGUUUUUUUUAUGAUUUUAGGUAACAAAAUUGAUUUCUUUUUUGUUUUAUAUGAAGGUAUGGGCAUUGCUGAAGGCUUCAACUUGAAGCUACAAUUUGUUUUUUAGAGUGGGAGGAGUGGGGUGGGUAAAAAGAGUUUUUUAUGUGUACAGGGGGGACCAAGCUGAAUUUUUGAAAAAAAAAUUUUGAAUAUUUUUUUUAUUUUUUUAUUUAAAAAGUUUUUAAUACUCCCACAUUCAGCCGACGCCACCGAGCCAGCCGAACCCAAACGCCGCGAACCCCAAAUGGCACUAAUGACCAGAAAAGGCAACCGCACUGUCCUCAAAGCCGUCAACCUGAAGUCAUCCGAAAGCAUGCAAACAGCCCUCCAAGAACAAAAAGAGAAACAAGAGAAAGAACGGAAAGAAAUGAAACACAUCACUCUAGCCAUGGACAAACGAAUGGCCGAACAACGAGAAGCCGAACUCUUAAAGACGGCUGUCAACAGCUUCAAAGUGGUCGGACAGCGAACGGUACCAGAAGAAAUGCCGUAA
Bursaphelenchus okinawaensis is the source of this 7279-nucleotide messenger RNA. Lineage: Eukaryota; Metazoa; Nematoda; Chromadorea; Rhabditida; Aphelenchoididae. The record is from the annotation of a GenBank genome assembly.